This is a messenger RNA of Oryzias melastigma (Indian medaka), 3637 nucleotides long. RefSeq names its product E3 ubiquitin-protein ligase NEURL3-like. The transcript has 5 exons. Bases 2747 to 3637 code for a protein of 296 amino acids. Gene Ontology annotation, molecular function: ubiquitin protein ligase activity. Lineage: Eukaryota; Metazoa; Chordata; Actinopteri; Beloniformes; Adrianichthyidae. The record is from RefSeq and is a predicted model, not a curated record.
AUUUUCUAUUUCUAAAUAUAAAUGUUAAAAUAUAAUUGUCUAGUCAGAACAGACAUCCAGAAAGGACACAUUUUGUUUGAAAUCUAAAACAAACUUUGUGCUUGGUGGUUUCGAGUGACUUUUCCCCACAAAUAUGCAAUGUGGCGGCUUUGAAAUACGAUUCACAUUCACACAAAAGCUCAUGAGUCUGUGGUGGUGGUGGGGGGAUUAUUGUUAGUGGAUUAAGAAACACGAAUCACUGAAGUUCAAGGUGAACUCAUUCAAAGAAGGCAUCUGAUAAGGCCGAUUAAAAAGCAAACAGCACUCCCUCACAAUCACAACCUCUGAUUUGUUAACAGAGAUUAUCCAUUGACUCGUGUACAAGAAAGUGAUGGCUCUUUAUUAUAAAUGCUCAACUCUCAAAUGUGCUGAUCUUCACCAUUUCAUGUGAACUUAGAGAAGACACAAGUUUAAUACAACAUGUUUAAAACACUCACUUUAGAUAGAGGCUUCUUUAUCCACUGAAAUAAAUAAUGAACAAAACAAAAAUACAAUCUUUUUAACAUUUUAGACUCAGGUCAUCUUCUGUUUUCUUAUGCACGUUUCUUAUGUCACCCAAAGUUCAAACAGAGCAUCAGAUCCUAAUGAAAGUUUGGCUGAAAUAAGUAUUUUUAUUUAAGGCAGCUUGCUCUUUGACCAAAACAAAGGACAGAAAAGCAAAAAAGAAACGAAAAGUAUGACAAGCCCAUGUGGACUUUAAUGGUUUAAGGGAUUUAGUACUUUCUUUAUCGCCUGUGAUUCAGUCAGUAAAAAACAUCCAUGUUAUAAACAAACACCUUCAAAGAACAUGUGUGGAUGUCCUAAAGAAAUAAGUCUUCCCACAUUUUAGUGCAGCGUCGUAUUAAAUAUUAAAAUACGUUCUGUCAAAGGCAAAUGCUUAAAAAAUGGCAACUUCUUUUUAUAAAAAACAGGAAUAUUUAAAAAACAUAGUCAACCUCCUUGUUUUUACUUUUUAAAUUUAUUUAAUUUGGUAGCAUAGUUUGAUUUAAAGAUAAAAACAAUAUGAAAUUCAUGAAUGAAAUUUGUACACAUGUAAAUGUAUAUAUUUAUACUGUUUCUUUGCAGUAUUUAUGUUUUUGCCUUUUAUUAUUGUCCUUUUAUUAUGCACUUACUAUGAUGGUGACCUUGAAUUUUGUCAUGUGUCUGUAAAAUGACAAUAAAGCAUUCCAUAUUAUUCUAUUCUAUUCUAUUCUAUUCUAUUCUAUUCUAUUCUACUCAACUUAACCUGGAAAAAAUAAGAUAAAAAAUAAAAUAAGUUGAAAAUAUAAAUAAAAAUAAAAUUAAACAUAAAAAAAAUGCUUUAAAUGCUGCAUUUGUGUGGCGUUGGAAUGAUCAGAAAAAUGACCGUCCGACUCAGUAAACACACAUCAGAGAAAUGAUAAAUCUUUUAAUACCACAUGUAUGCAUAAUAACUUUAUGCAUCUAAACUAAACUCAAUUUAUUUCUAGUGCGCCCUCUAUAGGAGCCCACCAGAAUUACAGGAAAAGAAAACAUUAAUAAGGGAAAUCAAUAUAAUUUAUUCCAGUUUGACAGGUCAGACUAAAUAGUUUGGUGUGCCUCAGGGCCGUUAUGUUCCCCACCCUGUGCUAAAAUCUAAGUAUAUUCAGAACUUGCUUUAAUGUAAAACUUUAGACACGAUGUGUUGCAGGAGGUUUUUACCAGCAUAUUUAAUGUCCUAAAUCUCAAAUUCUUACCAAUCUCAAAUUUACCCAACCAACCUCAAAACUCUCCCUCUGUGUGCAUGCUCUGUAAAUGUUUACACCUGCUGACAUAAUCAUUUACUUUAGAUUUGUAGCUUAGACUGUCAUGGGAGGGCAACGAGAGGGGCCAGAGAGGCAUUGCUGCACAAAAGGCGGGGAACUUUCCUGGGAUGGUAAUCUCAUCCGGGAUUUCCUGUGGUUGAUUCACAUAGUCAUGUGACAGCGAGGAGGAGUGACGCUUUAAACAAACACAGAUUACAAGGCUGUGGGAGGAGACAACUUCUAUCUAGUUUUCAGUAACAACUACAGAAUUGUACAGACACGUGCCCUCUCUUACUUUCAGUUCCUUGCAGAGCGACCAAUUCCUCUAAACCUACUGCGGCUUUGGUGGUUUUUAUUGCUAUCAGUGGGAUUUCCAAUGAGGGGAUUCCACAAAUCAGAUGAUUUAUGUGGAGUUGGUAUCAUUUUUUCCCCCAAAUUUGUCUCUUUAUUUCUUGUAACUCUAAUUUUAAUUUUUUACAUUGCAAUCAUGUAUGAUAUGUCAAAACUAACACGGACACAAAACAUUUUCUUUAUUAAAAAAUGGAAAAAUCAUCUCAGAAAAUUUGUUGCAUUAAUACACAAAUGCUUAUUUAAAAAAAGUCAGCAAAAAAAGUUAAAAAUUGAUGAAAAAUCUACAAUAGUGGAUCAAGUAUCGUCCAGCUUUUGGUUUGUUCUGCUUCUCUAAAAUGUUUAAUAAAAAUAAAAAAAUGUAUAAAUGACAUUAACUGGAACAUUAAUUGAUCUCAUGUCUGCUCUGUGCUUUGUUUUAGGUAAAUUUCCAAGGCUUGGUCAUUCCCUCAGUCCCACCUCUUUUGCGUUCAUGUGAUUCAUGUUUGUGUUUUCAAAUUGCACGUGGUGCCCUGUCUUUAAAGCAGCAAACACACCCACUGAUAUGCAGUUUGACUUAAAGACGAGUGCCUCAGUGCAGCUCAGAGCAGAAGGAGAUUUAUGAAUUGUUGUUCAAGAUGGGGAAAAGAAGAAUUUGGAACAAACGGAAGAAUUCUGGUGGUUCAGUUACAGCUCAUAAGUGCAGGUGUCACUGCCUCGGACCUCUGACUUUUUAUGGCCAGGCUGCUGGAGACCGGAUCCACCUGAGCUCGGACGGUCUGCAGGCUGAGAGGAGAGGCGACACGUUCAGAGGUGGCGUGGUGUUCACUAGUCGCCCGGUGAGGGUCCGGGAGAGGAUUCGUGUUCGAGUGCAGAAGGAUGACGUGUUUAGAUGGCAAGGCGCCAUGCGAGUCGGCUUCACCAGCGUCCCACCUUCGGACAGAUCUUUACCUUUGCCUGAGAUGGCCAUCCCGAAUCUCACUAACAAGCGGGGCCACUGGGCUGUUCCUGUGCCUGAGUACCAGUGUUCUGCAGGUUCAGAGCUGGUGUUCUGGGUCUCUGCUGGUGGAAGCGUAUACUUAGAAAGCAGCAACACCAGACGGAAACUGCUCUCAGGAGUGGACCUCAGUCAGCCCCUCUGGGCCAUGAUCGACAUCUAUGGACAGACACGAUCCAUUCGUCUGCUUGGCUCUGAGAUGAAAGGAUUGUUUUAUAGAAGAAAGUCCUGUCCUGUUUCUGCACCUGAGCUUCCCAUCUCACCUGAUCGAGGCUGCAACUUGAAUGCUAACGCUUCAACAUCUGGACAAGCUGAUGAGUGCAUCUCCUGCCUUGAUACGGACAUGUCAGCAGAUGAAACAUGUGUUGUGUGCAUGCAGAGAGCAGUCAAAAGUGCACUGCCCUGUGGCCACAAGUGUUUGUGUUACCAAUGCACCUCCAGAGUCUCGCUGCAAGUCUUGCUGCAGUUUGGAACCUGCCCGCUGUGUCGAGAGAACAUCCGAUUGAGGGCAGGCCAGGAAAUCCUGACAUGA